UAGGCACCCAACAUCAGUUUCUGUUGGGACGUUGUUGAUUAAAAACGUGUACUAUUAAUCUCGUUCUCGUUUUUCACAUUCAACGGAAAAUUUGAAAAUAUAUUUAUAAGAAAUUCGAACUGACGAAAGGCGUACUACUGCCAGCUGAUUUGAAUAUAAAUUCAAAUAUCGGUGCCUUUUGCGUUUUAAAAUUGUCUAAACGCAUUUUAGAUACGUGAAACUUUCAAGUGAAAUCUAGUGCGUUAGAUUUUUUUUGGGCGAUAGUUUUCGGAAUAGUUUUUGGUGAAAAUCAGUUUUCGCUCUACGAAUUUUAUUUCGACUCAGUGGAUUUUGGAACAAGGGAAAUCUGAACACUUUCAAAAUGGUCAAAUACGGAUUGGUUUUACUCGCUGUUUUGGCAGUUGUUUCAAUGCAUGAAGUUGAUGCUUUAAGAUGCUGGAGAUGUUCCAGUGACGCAACUGGAGGCAACUUCUGUAACGAUCCUUUCCAAGGACGAGACUACACCCAGAACCCAUCGUACCAGAGUGCCCUCGUUGAAUGCUCGUACCCAGUUGGUGGACCAAGUGCCUUUGGACCAAAUGCACAACCUGCUUGCAAAAAGACAAUUCAAAAAGUAAACGACAAGACCGUUGUAUCGCGCUCCUGCACAUGGAUCGACUCCAAUGACACCCCAAAGAAAUGCAUGACUUCACCACCAAAUCCAUCAUACGUUGAAACUCUCUUCUGCGAAACAUGUUUGACCGACGAGUGCAACGGUGCCGCCCAGUAUGGACCAAUGGCUGCUCUCAUUCUCAUCCCUGUUGCCAUCGCUCGAUUACUUACCGCAUAAACAAUUCUAAUGUUACUUUUAAUUUAUUUUUAUAAUUCCUGAAAGGCAACCGCAACAAUUCGAACACAUUUGUGUCUGUCAAUAAUUUGGAAAUUCAAUAGAAUGAGGAAACACCACACGAAAAACAAAAGAUAGAAGUGGAAAUUAAAGAUGUUUUACAUUAUAAAGUUUGAUAUUAGUUUCUAAGUGAAUUUGUUGGUAACAACUUUGUUUGUAACUGUAAUGUAAAAUGCAGAAGAAAGUUUAAAUUAGAGUUAAAGUUUACGAAGGAUAACAACUUUGAAGUUUUGAUGCAUAUUGAAAAUACAACAUAAUUGUAAUGAUUAAUGUACCUUUUUAAUUUUAAUAAUAAAGAUACCAUUCAGUAAUAAUUUAACAAUAGGAUAA
Molecule: messenger RNA, 1216 nt
Organism: Hermetia illucens (black soldier fly)
Lineage: Eukaryota; Metazoa; Arthropoda; Insecta; Diptera; Stratiomyidae
Exons: 3
Coding region: 362-829 (155 amino acids)
Biological process (GO): positive regulation of voltage-gated potassium channel activity; sleep; regulation of synaptic transmission, cholinergic
Source: RefSeq, a predicted model, not a curated record